ACACGCACACAUACACACAGACUCAAGCAAAAAAUUGUAAAAGUAUGGCAAAUGUAUGAAACAAUGUAAAAUGCAAAAGAGAAUGAAAUUCGAAAAGAGGCGCGCAAAGCGCGCGUGGCCAAAAGUGUUCGUUGGGUAAAAGGGACAGUAAACGUACCCAAAGUACGCCGCCCGGAGGAAACGGGAUGUAAAAAUGUAUCCCUUUUUUCCGAACCGGGGAAAAUUAAAGUAAAGUACAUUGUCUAUAACGCAGUUUAUCAGAGUCCAUAACUGCGCAAAGACCAGUUUUCGUUCUUUCGUGCGCAUCUUCGCCCUGAUUGGCGAUACUCCCACUCCCAUACGCUUGCGCACAGCGUCGCUGAGGUGCCUCCACGCGGUGCAUCUACUCGAAAAUGUAUCAUUUGGAGUGUAUAACGGGUAGCACGGUAUUUUACUCACGUGUAUCAUUCUGUAUUCAUCCUAUUUAACCGUACUAUUGUUUCACCCCGUAUAUUAAACUCGGGGUUAACGAAGUGAGGACCGAUUGGAGGAGUGGGAGUUCGACGCUCGCUAAGUACCCCCACCACCGCCAACCUGCGCGACUUAGUUAGUUAUGGUUAGUUAUGGACUCUCGUGGAAAAGAGUAUAGACGUCAUCUGCUUUUGUAUAUAUUCAUAUAUGUCACGGCAGUUAUACUUAUAUCUAAAUUUGUAUGUUUCUGAAGAGUUCUAUUAUCCACAAAUUUUUAAAGGACUGUUAAAAUAAAUACAUAAACAUGUUUGGGUUUAAUGUAUUUCCGGAGAUUCCACGACCUUUCAAUACCCAGUAUAAAUGUUUCUCCGUGUCAAUGUUGCCGGGUACAUACCGGCAAGAUGUAGAACGCGGUGGAAAAAUAAUUAUGCCUCCUUCGGCGUUAGAACAACUUACAAGGCUGAAUAUUAAUUAUCCCAUGUUAUUUAAAUUAACUAAUAAAAAGACCAAUAGAGUUACCCAUUGCGGUGUUCUGGAAUUUGUAGCGGAUGAAGGAAAAGUUUAUUUACCUUAUUGGAUGAUGCGUAAUCUUCUGUUACAAGAAGAAGAAUUAAUAAAUGUUGAAAGCGUUUCAUUACCAGUUGCAACAUUUUCACGUUUUCAACCACAGUCUGAAGAUUUCCUAGAUAUCACAAAUCCUAAAGCUGUUUUAGAAAAUGGAUUAAGAAGUUUUGCUUGUCUUACAACAGGGGAUAUCAUAGCUAUAAAAUAUAAUCAGAGAAUAUAUGAAAUGUGUGUUUUGGAAACAAAACCUGGCCCAGCUGUUAGCAUUAUAGAAUGUGAUAUGAAUGUUGAAUUUGCCCCACCGGUGGGAUAUGUAGAGCCAGAGGAAGAAAUUAAGAAAGAUGAAAAUAUAGUAGAUCCUGCAGAUUUAAUGCCAGCACCAGCUGGUUUUGUGCCAUUUAAAGGACAAGGCAACAGAUUAGAUGGCAAGAAACGUAAAGAUUCUGCUCAAGCAGAGGGAUCUGCAAAUAAACCAACAUAUGUUAGAGGAAUACCAGAUUAUGAUUACAAAAUAGGAACUCUUAUAUUCUUGCGCAAUAUGAAACCUGUUAAUAAUAAAGAGAUAAAAGAUCCGGAUGAAUUUAAGGCAUUUACCGGGGAAGGUUUUUCUCUUAGAAAAUCAAGAAAAUGAUUGAAUUACUAACAGUCUAUUUUCUUACUAUUACAUGUGUAUAUGUUUGUAAAAUAGGACUGAUGAUUUUACUUACUUCAUGUGUGAGACCUAAGCACUGGAAAAAUAAUUUAAAUUCUUGUACAGAAAUUUCACCACUUUGAUCUUUGUCCACUGCCUGAAAUUGUAUAUUUAAUAACAUU
This is a messenger RNA of Osmia bicornis bicornis, 1827 nucleotides long. It is a transcript of the gene Ufd1-like, whose product is annotated as ubiquitin recognition factor in ER-associated degradation protein 1. NCBI's taxonomy places the organism in Eukaryota, Metazoa, Arthropoda, Insecta, Hymenoptera, Megachilidae. The record is from RefSeq and is a predicted model, not a curated record. Bases 755 to 1645 code for a protein of 296 amino acids. The transcript is spliced from 6 exons. Gene Ontology annotation, cellular component: VCP-NPL4-UFD1 AAA ATPase complex. Gene Ontology annotation, molecular function: polyubiquitin modification-dependent protein binding.